Molecule: messenger RNA, 499 nt
Organism: Limulus polyphemus (Atlantic horseshoe crab)
Lineage: Eukaryota; Metazoa; Arthropoda; Merostomata; Xiphosura; Limulidae
Exons: 6
Coding region: 46-435 (129 amino acids)
Source: RefSeq, a predicted model, not a curated record
UUCACCAACCAUGAAUUCCUGGAUGUUGGCCACCAGGUGUACAGAAUGAUGGACCACUUGUUGGAAUGUUGUGAAACAGACUCUCAACAAAACUGGGAAGGUUGGAAAACUGUUUCAGCUGACUUUGUUUUUACUGCUAUAGAAGAAAGUAAUUUACCUAAUGAUCUGUUUAAGUCUCUUCUACAUCAGGGUGAAAGUGCAUUUAUAGACCAGGCUAUUAUUUUAGAACAGUGUUUGGCAUCAGACAUUGUUUGUCAAAAAAUCAUUGCACAACAAGCUGUACACGAAAUCUGUGUAGCUUUGAGUAUGAAAAUUACAUCUCAGAGAUGUCAAGUCCACUGUACAGAGAUAUUGUGGAUACUACUGAGUUCCCGGUGUUGUCAAGAGGUACGGGAGCAACUCUGUACACCAUAUUGUCUCAGUAAACUUCAUUAGUUUUUAAGUUUUACUGCUCCAGUCUCUUUUCACAUUCAUCCAAACAACUAAGGUAGGUAUUUUU